AUCGUAAAUCCCCUCCCGUCCUCACCAAACCUCAUCAUCGAGGCUGGCACUGCAAUCCUCGGUACUGGUGUUCCUGCUAUGGCCAUCUCUCAAGAAGUCUAUGUUGUGAAUGAGGAAACUGUGGUCGCAGCAGGGACAUUCGUCCUCCCUGCUUACAUUGCUAAGGUAUGUGGUUCUGUCAAUGGCCACAUUGAACGUGUCAAGACCGCCUUGGAAAACUCGCGUGCUGAACAUACUCGGGCUGCUGUAAAAGACCGCAUCCGCUCUGUCAAACAGAUAAAGGACGUCAUGUCGCUGACGCAGGGGCUCUUUCCCGUUUCGAAGGAAACUGCCUGGUUGGAGGCAGAAGCGUUUAUCCAGCAUCAAAAGGUUGCACUGGCAUCCGAGCUCAAGACCGUCCCAGACAGCUGGGUGCGCUACGAGCAACGGCUGAAGGAGAGCGAGCAGGUUGAGCUUGCAAAAACUAUCAUUGCAAGGAUUACAUCCGAUCUCAGGGACGAGAAGAUGCAGGAGGAGAUAUUGGCCAACGCCGUGGUGGAGCUUGAGU
This is a messenger RNA of Pisolithus orientalis, 547 nucleotides long. RefSeq names its product ATP synthase. The record is from RefSeq and is a predicted model, not a curated record. The transcript has 4 exons. The annotation marks the transcript as partial. Gene Ontology annotation, molecular function: proton transmembrane transporter activity. Gene Ontology annotation, biological process: proton motive force-driven ATP synthesis. NCBI's taxonomy places the organism in Eukaryota, Fungi, Basidiomycota, Agaricomycetes, Boletales, Pisolithaceae.